This is a messenger RNA of Closterium sp. Yama58-4, 1284 nucleotides long. The record is from the annotation of a GenBank genome assembly. NCBI's taxonomy places the organism in Eukaryota, Viridiplantae, Streptophyta, Zygnematophyceae, Desmidiales, Closteriaceae.
AUGCAUCUCGUUUUUCUACCUCGGGUAGGCCGCUACAUCUCUCUCCCUUCCGUCUCCCCUCCUUCCCCCGGCCCGUCCCAACAUCCCAGCCCCCCAGGGUACUAUUUCCGGGCGGGCAGGGGGGGUGGCAAGAACAUGUGGCACAUCUACCUGACGGGCGGCGCGUGGUGUGGCUCUGCCGCCCAGUGCGUGGCGCGGAGCAAGACGUGGCUGGGCAGCAGCACGUUCUACCCUGACGACCCUGACAGUAAGGUCGUCCGCCCUCCUUUCACGGGCAUUCUCAGCAGCAACAGCAGCAUCAAUCCGGCCUUCUACAACUGGAACCUCGUCCGCCCCAUCUACUGCGACGGUGGGGGGUUUGCAGGAACGACUGGGAGGGUGGAGGUUGGAGGGGGGAAAGCGGUGUAUUUAGACGGCUGGAAGAUCAUUCGAGCCAUUGCAGCUGCGGGCGGCCAAGCAGUCGUGGCUUUCUGUGAUACCAUCGCUGCUGCCUUCCCCUGGGCGGCAACCAAAUGCAUCGCCGACUCCGGCUUCUUUAUUGCUCUCAUUCACUUGUUUUCCAUCCGUUCUCCAUCUGCUCUCUCCUCUCCAUCUGUUCUCUCCUCUCCAUCUGUUCUCUCCUCUCCAUCUGUUCUCUCCUCUCCAUCUGCUCUCUCCUCUCCAUCUGUUCUCUCCUCUCCAUCUGUUCUCUCCUCUCCAUCUGCUCUCUCCUCUCCAGCUGUUCUCUCCUCUCCAUCUGUUCUCUCCUCUCCAUCUGCUCUCUCCUCUCCAUCUGUUCUCUCCUCUCCAUCUGUUCUCUCCUCUCCAUCUGUUCUCUCCUCUCCAUCUGUUCUCUCCUCUCCAUCUGCUCUCUCCUCUCCAUCUGUUCUCUCCUCUCCAUCUGUUCUCUCCUCUCCAUCUGCUCUCUCCUCUCCAUCUGUUCUCUCCUCUCCAUCUGUUCUCUCCUCUCCAUCUGCUCUCUCCUCUCCAUCUGUUCUCUCCUCUCCAUCUGUUCUCUCCUCUCCAUCUGUUCUCUCCUCUCCAUCUGUUCUCUCCUCUCCAUCUGCUCUCUCCUCUCCAUCUGUUCUCUCCUCUCCAUCUGUUCUCUCCUCUCCAUCUGUUCUCUCCUCUCCAUCUGUUCUCUCCUCUCCAUCUGCUCUCUCCUCUCCAUCUGUUCUCUCCUCUCCAUCUGUUCUCUCCUCUCCAUCUGUUCUCUCCUCUCCAUCUGUUCUCUCCUCUCCAUCUGUUCUCUCCUCUCCAUCUCCCACUCUAAGAGCGCCGUUGACCCUCAUUGACCCAUGUUGA